Elgaria multicarinata webbii is the source of this 4279-nucleotide messenger RNA. RefSeq names its product phosphatidylinositol glycan anchor biosynthesis class V (gene PIGV). The transcript is spliced from 6 exons. Lineage: Eukaryota; Metazoa; Chordata; Lepidosauria; Squamata; Anguidae. Bases 518 to 2095 code for a protein of 525 amino acids. Gene Ontology annotation, molecular function: GPI mannosyltransferase activity; alpha-1,6-mannosyltransferase activity. The record is from RefSeq and is a predicted model, not a curated record. Gene Ontology annotation, biological process: GPI anchor biosynthetic process. Gene Ontology annotation, cellular component: endoplasmic reticulum membrane; mannosyltransferase complex.
UUGUUCGCCGCCGGCCGGAAAUGGAGCAAGCCGAGGCUGUGGUGUGAGAGGGAGUCGAAGUCCCUGCGCUGAGCGCUCAGCGUCAGCUAAGGAUAGUGUGUCUCCUCUGAAUGAAUGCUUGGAGGCGGUAAUGGGCUGGAUGAGGAAAAACAAACUGAAGCUGAAUCCAGACAAGACGGAGGUGCUCGCUGCCAAAGGCCACAACCUAGGUUUGGAGGUGUGUCAACCGGUUCUGGAUGGGGUUACACUCCCCCUGAAAGACUGUUCGCAGAUUGGGGGUGCUUCUGGAUCCGUCGCUCCAAAUGACAGCCCAGAUAGAUGCGACGGCCAGGAGUGCCUACUAUCUGCUUCAGCUGAUACGCCAGCUGCGUCCCUUCCUAGAGUUGGAAGACCUAAAGACGAUAGCAGUUGCUUGGCUGGAUCAAAUAGAGAAAAAAUUAAGUAAAUCAAUGCCUUUCACAGGUUUCGAAAUCGCUCUGUGGAAUUCCCUGCACAGAAGGCAGCAGUAUCCCAUUUGAUGGCCUCCCAGGUCCGGAUGCCGCUGAGGAGUGGAAAGGACCCCCGUUGCCGAGAAGUGGUUUGGUUUGCGGUGCUUUGCAGAGCCAUCACGCUUCUUCUCCAGGCCCUUUUCAACUUCCUGAUCCCUGAUCACGUUGCAGACGCCUUCUCUCCACCCCGCUUGUCCGAGUCUGGGUUCUGCGAUGGGCUUUUGGAAUGGCUCCUGGGAGGCCUGUCACGGUGGGAUGCCGAGCACUUCCUGUUCAUAGCCGAGCACGGCUAUGUGUAUGAGCACAACUGCGCCUUCUUCCCCCUGUUUCCCCUGAGCCUGCGAGUGGCAGCAGAAACGGCCCUGUGGCCCUUGAGUGGCUUCCUGUGUCUCCGGAGCCGCCUGCUCCUCUCUGCAGCUCUGCUCAAUGGCCUCUUCUCUGUCUUGGCAUCUUGGACUCUGUAUGAGCUCAGCUGUGUGGUCCUGCAGUGCCGCAAGAAGGCCUUCCUGUCAGCCGUCCUCUUCUGCCUCACUCCCGCUAAUGUCUUUAUGACAGCUGCUUAUUCAGAAAGCAUGUUUGCUCUCUUAGUGUUUGCUGCCAUGUGGCAGCUAGAGAAAAAGCAACGUUGGGCCAGCACCCUCCUCUUCUCGUUAGCCACCGGCGUGCGCUCCAAUGGACUAAUCAAUGCUGGAUUUCUCCUCUAUUCGGAGAUGAAACACUUCGCCUCCCAGCUCCAGGCAAGGACAGGAACUGGGGUAAGGCCGCUGCAGAACUUAGCUCAAUUCCUAAACUGGGCAGUGUCUCUGGUGGUCAUGGUAGCCUCUGUUUUCCUACCUUUUGCUCUGUUUCAGUUUUUUGCCUACCUUAGAUUCUGCAAUCCCAACGCGAGCCCAGUACAUGCUGUGCCAGAGCCACUGUUGAAGCUGGCUGUAGAUAAGGGGUAUCGUGUAGCCACCUCAGAUGGUGAGGAAUCCCCAUGGUGCUCCUGGGACCUUCCUGUGCUCUACACCUAUAUUCAAGAUGCUUACUGGAACGUCGGCUUCCUCAGGUACUUUGAGCUCAAACAGAUCCCCAACUUCCUACUAGCUGCGCCUGCCAUUGUGCUGGGCUCAUGGGCGGCCUGGUGGUACUUCACUGCAAACCCUUGGCACUGCCUAAUGCUCGGCCUGCUGAGAAGAAAGACUGGAGGGAUGCAAGGUGAAGAUUCUGACAAGCCGGCUGCUGGUUUUUCCUCUCCGGGUGCAUUUGUUUACAUGGUCCAUGCAACAGCUCUGUUGGUGUUUGGGACGUUUUGCAUGCAUGUACAGGUCAUUACCAGAUUUUUGGGUUCCUCCUCUCCAGUCCUUUAUUGGUUCUCUGCUUGUCUGCUUUAUGACAAUGAAAUAUUGAUGCAGAAUGGAAGUCCGUCUUCACAGCAUGGAGCACUCCACUCCGAGAAACACUCAUUAAGGAAUUCUCCUAAUUGGAGCAGGAAUGAAAACCCUGUGCUGGCACUCCUGAGCAACUGGAGACAGUGUACCACUCUCACCAAGUGUAUUCUGGGAUAUGUACUUUCCUAUUGGCUGCUGGGGCUGGUCCUUCAUUGUAACUUCUUUCCUUGGACUUAAAGCAAUUAAAAAACAAUAUGGAUAUAUGUUGGCUGAGGAGAGUAGUGGUGGGCAGAAAGUAGAUUGGGAAUCUGCUGGUAGAUCUCUGGGUGACCUGAAGUGGAGCAGCAAGGAUUCCUGGCUCCCAAUGGUUCAACAAGGGGAACAAUAAAAUGACUCCACAUCAAAAUGUGAGGAAGGACUGUGAGUUCAGUUCUAGUACUCAAAAUGAGUGUGUGUCCUUGCACCUGCCUCCAGUUGGUAGAUCUGUGUUUAUUUAUUUAUUUAAUACAUUUAUAUACCGCCCCAUAGCCGAAGCUCUCUGGGUGGUUUACAACAGUUAAAAACAGUGAACAUUGAAAAAAUAGCCGAAAUGUUUGCCUCCCUCCAUUCUCUUACAGUUUUUCUUUCCAACAGAAAGUGCUACUCUGUAAAAUCUAGCAGAGCGGUAAAGUUCCAGUUAUUACUACAAUGCUCCAUGCUGCUCCAACCACAAGGAUGCCUUUCGUUCAUAAGUUCCAUAUUAACUGAGUCACGACUUUCAUUUAUUUAUCUUUUAGUUUUAUAGAUAGGGGAGCUGAGGAAGUCAGUAACUGUAAACGGGUCACCACGACUCAGUUUUCUGUUGAUCUUGGGCUCUGCAUAGGAAACUUCCUUUUUUCCCCAUCUACUUGGCUGUGUUGGAGAGACUUCUAGAGGGAUGGAACGGCAUGAAUCAGGGCUAGCGUUGGUCAAAUCUUUCAGUACUUUGUUCUCAUUUUCUUUCGGGAGUGUUUCAGGUGUUGCUUGUACUGUCUUUUUCUCGUGUCUGGUGGAAGCUAACAGCUUCGCAUCAUUUUUCUUGGAGACUGUCAAAAUUUUUGGCAAGCAGAGGAUCUUUCUGGGCUCCCCUGAUCUUUAGCAGGUAGAAGCAUAAAACAUGAAUGACCAGAGUUCUGGCAGCUGGAUAACACGAUCUUAGAAUGGCCAACUGAAGAAGAAUCAGGAGCGUUGGGGCAUAUAGCUAAGAAAUUAAACAGAGGUGGUGGCACCUCAGUAACAUCCAUAAUAAGAGAAUCUCGCAGAGUUCUGGAACUUGGAGCCCGGAGGAAGCUCCAUCCUGCCUGAUCUACUUUACUAGUUUUACAUUCCGCUAGACUUUUGUUUUACUUCCUGGGUCAAAACAUUACGACCAUUGACAUGGCUUGGAGGAGCAAGGUCUAUCCAAGAUGUUGUGCAACCUGUGGUUUUGUAAGAGUGGUGGGAACUAUACUUCUCUUUCCAACUGUAGCUGUCCAAUGGCACCAUUUCCUCCAGAGAAUCCACGCAACUAGAAUCUUCAACAGGACAUGCAGGCUUGGGAAUGUUUAUCUUACUAUUACGAAGUUUGUUGUUUACAGAUAGAAUUACAGUAUCCAUUCGUCCAUUACUAUAAUUGUCCACAUUUCUUUUUGAUUGGCUGAUAGAAGAAUCUCUGUCUUUCUUUCCAGCACUCACUUUUUUUUAGAGCUUUGGUAUCAUUGGCUUCGAUCUUCUCAUAGCUUUUAUUUUUAGUGCUCAGUCUAACAGGCUUACCAACCUGACUGAUGUCAAGGGACUGUGUAGCAGCAGGCUCAGCUUCCUUUGCCCACUGCAGGCCAUCAAGUUGCACAUUAUCUGACAGCCCCAUCUGUAUUGUAGUUAAAAACAAAGCAGAUCCUGCAAGCCUGAGGUCAGCUGUCCCCUGAACUAGCAUAAGAAUAUAGCAGAGCUGAACGGAUUAUUGAGAACUUGUGACUCCCCACUUUAGCAAGAACUUUUCUGGCUUCCAGUCAGUUUCUGGGCCCAAUUCAAAGUGGUGGUCAUUACAUUUAAAGCCUGAAAUAGUAUAGGACCAGGGUUCCUAAAAGACUGCCUCCUCUUAUAUGAAACUGCAUGCUCAUUAAGAUAAACGAGAGAGGCGCUUCUCAUCUUGCCAAUAUCUGUGGUGCAUUUCGUGUGGAUGCAAGAGAACAUGUAAUCUUGUGCCUAGGGUUGGGAAUUCCAUUUAGGGUGGGCCACUUCACUCCUUCUCUGAUGCUUUUUCCACUAUCUUGUGAACACCUUUCAUUUCCAGCAAGCAUUUAGCCUGCUAAAUCUGGGAUUGUUUUAUUGUCUCUUUGGAGAAUGGGAUUUUUAAAUACCAUUUAUAUUUGCUGUCCCCAUUUGUUUAUAUAAAAAGAAAAGAUUAAACUGUUUAUUCUCUUA